Opisthorchis viverrini is the source of this 705-nucleotide messenger RNA. RefSeq lists its product as hypothetical. The transcript is spliced from 3 exons. The record is from RefSeq and is a predicted model, not a curated record. The coding region runs from base 1 to 687 and encodes 228 amino acids. Lineage: Eukaryota; Metazoa; Platyhelminthes; Trematoda; Opisthorchiida; Opisthorchiidae.
AUGACUUCACUUGGUUGUACGUCCCUUAUAUCCACUUCAGAGACGCGGCCUGAGAACCAAUCUUCAAUGCCUGUCACCACGCUCAUCACUGAAGAAAUGUUGACCACUUAUCCAUCCUUAUCCGAUUUGCCUGUGAUGAGCCAAACUGAUAGGAUCGAUUUGGUUUGGAAUGAUCAGGACAACAAAACGGUGUCAUUUCCACGCGGAUCGACUCCAGCGCAUGUAUCAUCAACAACAAAGUCGCUAAACGCAUUUUCGACUGGACUCAUACCACCCUCAUUUGGCGCCGCCGCUUUGGAAGGGUUCAACAAUCGCUUUAGAGCAUCAGAACCGGGCAAUAUUUCGCACUCACUGAAUACCGGAAGAUCUGAAGAUAGUGGUGUCUGGAGACUCAGAGACGCCACACCAAUUUCUUCAACUAAGGAACUGCCGGAGUACAGCUUAGCCAGUUUAGCUUCAAUGGGCGAGCACGGUUCUGCUGAAAAAGGGGAUUCCAGUUCGUCCACGAAUAAUGUCGCUGUACGUGAAGAAGAGCUAGAUUCAGUGGUUUCUUUGAAGGACGAAGAUGAGAAAGACGGCCAGUCUGGUCCAGGAACUCAAAGCGCUGAAACCUGUUUCUCAGAGAAGUCACCACCACUGUGUCCUAGGAGCCUGCUGGUUGACCGAAGGAUAACGGUUCAUUUGUGAAUGAUGUCAGCACCCUCA